Molecule: messenger RNA, 447 nt
Organism: Helobdella robusta
Lineage: Eukaryota; Metazoa; Annelida; Clitellata; Rhynchobdellida; Glossiphoniidae
Exons: 2
Molecular function (GO): GTP binding; GTPase activity
Source: RefSeq, a predicted model, not a curated record
CUUGACAUUCCUCCCUCCAAUUGUUAUAGGCUGGUACUUUUAGGCUCAUCUAGGGUCGGCAAGACGAGUAUUGUAUCGAGAUUUUUGAGUAAUUGGUUUGAUGAUCGGUACACACCGACUAUUGAGGACUUUCAUCGCAAAAUAUAUCGGAUCAGAGGUGAAACGUACCGACUGGAUAUACUCGAUACUUCCGGCAAUGAUCCGUUUCCGGCGAUGAAGAGGCUCUCUCUGUUGACAGGCGACUUAUUCAUCAUCGUCUAUAGCAUAGACAGUCGCGAGUCAUUUGAAGAGGCGAUACGUCUAAAGGACCAGGUGACGAAGACGAAGAGAUCCACCAACCCAAACGUCUUGGGUUCGACUCCGAGAAAAUCCAAACCCAACCAAUCAUCCCCAAUCUCGAUGGUCAUCGUGGGUAACAAGUGCGAUAGGGAGGGAGAGAGGGUAGUG